AUGAGUAAUAGUUUAGCAAAAAAAUUCGAUAAAAUUGUAUCAAAAUUGGGUAGUAAAACUAAAGAAACAAAGUCAAAUGAUCAUGAAACAGUUGAUAAUCGUUCAAAUAAAGAUGAUACAGCAUCAGAUGGAAAUGAAGAAUCACAACAUGAAUCAAUUUUACAACGAAUGAAAGGACAUCUUGUAUCACAUGGAUCAUUUAAACGUGAACAUCAAAAUACACAAGGAGCACCACCUACUCAACAUAUUAUAGACGAGCUCAAAGAUUCGCCAUUUAAAGGUCUUCUUACGCAUGUCACAAUGGGAGGAGGUACGUCAUCGUCCAGCAGUUCAUCAUUGCCUUCACCAGGAGGUAUACCGAGUGAAUGUUAUAAACAAGCUCGUGAAGAAUUUGACAAUCGCUAUUUAAUACCAACUACAUUUCAAUUAAUCUAUCGUGAUUUUCAAGUAAUUCGACCACUUGGACGUGGUGCAUUUGGUUCUGUUAAAGAAGUUAAAUGUAUACGUGAUCCAUUACCAGAUUAUCUUCAACGAACAACUACUAAUGAUCCAACAGGAACAUAUUAUCGUAUUGCACUUAAAAUUAUUAAUAAAAAAAGUGCACAUAAAAUGAAACAAGAAGAACAUGUUGUUAAUGAAAAACGAAUAUUACAAGCAUUAAAUUUUCCAUUCAUAAUACGAUUUUAUUUUUCAUUUAAAGACAAUGCAAAUCUUUAUAUUGGUCUUGAACUAAUUGAAGGUGGAGAAUUAUUUCGACAUUUACGUGAUUCAGAACGAUUUGAAGAAAAAAAAGCUAAAUUUUAUGCAUCUCAAAUUAUUCUCGCUCUUGAAUACCUACAUUUAUUGGGUAUUGUUUAUCGUGAUCUCAAACCGGAAAAUUUGCUCAUCGAUCGUUAUGGUUAUAUAAAAAUGUGUGAUUUUGGCUUUGCUAAAAAAAUCGAUCGUGGAAAAGCAUAUACUCUAUGUGGUACACCUGAAUUUCUUGCACCUGAAAUUAUCCUUGGUCGUGGUUAUAAUAUGGGAGUUGACUAUUGGGCAUUAGGUGUUUUGGUAUUUGAAAUGAAUGCUGGUUAUUCCCCAUUUUGGGAUUCUGAUCAGCAAAAAAUUUAUCAUAAAAUUAUCAAUGGAAAAUUUCGACCUCGUUCAGCGUUUACAGAUAAUUUAAUUGAUCUCAUACGUGGUUUAUUACAAAAAGAUUUAACAAAAAGACUUGGUAUGAUGUUUAAUGGUGUUAGUGAUAUAAAAAAACAUGCUUGGUUUCGUGAUAUUGAUUGGUUACAGAUAUUUUUAAGAAAACUUCGUGCACCAUGGCUACCAGAUACUCGUGCAAAUAAUUUUCCUGAUGCUGAAGAUGAAGAGCCUGAACGUUCAUCGAUUAAUUUAUUUGAAAAAGAAUUUCAUGAAUUUUAA
Rotaria sordida is the source of this 1410-nucleotide messenger RNA. Lineage: Eukaryota; Metazoa; Rotifera; Eurotatoria; Philodinida; Philodinidae. The record is from the annotation of a GenBank genome assembly.